Messenger RNA from Letharia columbiana, 810 nucleotides. RefSeq lists its product as uncharacterized. The transcript is spliced from 6 exons. NCBI's taxonomy places the organism in Eukaryota, Fungi, Ascomycota, Lecanoromycetes, Lecanorales, Parmeliaceae. Gene Ontology annotation, cellular component: F-actin capping protein complex; cytoplasm; actin cortical patch. The coding region runs from base 1 to 810 and encodes 269 amino acids. The record is from RefSeq and is a predicted model, not a curated record. Gene Ontology annotation, molecular function: actin filament binding. Gene Ontology annotation, biological process: actin cytoskeleton organization; barbed-end actin filament capping; cell morphogenesis.
AUGUCCGCCGACGGCCAAUUUGACAGCGCCCUCGACCUCCUCCGCCGUCUCCCCCCUUCCAACACAUCCGCCAACCUCACCCGCAUCUGCGCCCUCGCACCAGACCUAACCGAAGAACUCCUUUCCAGCGUCGAUCAACCACUUGAAGUACGCCGCUGCAAGAAAACCGGCAGGGAUUAUCUGCUAUGUGACUAUAAUCGGGAUGGGGAUAGUUGGAGGAGUCCGUGGAGUAAUGAGUUUGAGCCUGCGAUUGAGGGGGAAGAGGAGGGGGCUAAGCCGAGUGAGAGGGUGAGAAAGUUGGAGGUGGGCAUGGGGGAGGCGGUGGAUGUUUAUCGAGAGUUAUACUACGAAGGUGGUGUGAGCAGUGUCUACUUCUGGGAUUUGGAUGAUGGGUUCGCUGGGGUGGUACUACUUAAGAAGACUACGCCGACGGGGAAGAGUGAGGGAGGCUGGGAUUCGAUACACGUCUUUGAGUCCAUCGAUCGUGCCCGCACGUCACACUACAAGCUUACGAGCACAGUCAUAUUACGCCUAAGUACGGGGAGUGAUGCACUGGGGGAUAUGGAUCUAAGCGGCAACAUGACAAGACAGAUCGAGCAAGACAUGCCAGUGACCGAUGACUCCAGCCAUAUUGUGAACGUGGGGAAGCUGGUGGAGGAUAUGGAAUUGAAGAUGAGGAAUCUGCUGCAGGAGGUCUAUUUCGGAAAAGCGAAAGAUGUUGUGGGAGACCUCCGAAGCAUACCACCUUUGACCGAGGCGAACAGGGAGAAGGCCACACAUCGAGAGAUGAUCAAUUCGAUGAAGCGGUGA